Molecule: messenger RNA, 1698 nt
Organism: Cutaneotrichosporon cavernicola
Lineage: Eukaryota; Fungi; Basidiomycota; Tremellomycetes; Trichosporonales; Trichosporonaceae
Gene: DLD1
Exons: 6
Coding region: 1-1698 (565 amino acids)
Biological process (GO): lactate catabolic process
Cellular component (GO): mitochondrion
Molecular function (GO): FAD binding; D-lactate dehydrogenase (cytochrome) activity; D-lactate dehydrogenase (NAD+) activity
Source: RefSeq, a predicted model, not a curated record
AUGGGAUUACGUGCCCGACUUCCCAGUGUGCUCCGUGCAGCACGCCCACCACGUCCCGUACUGCACUGUACGAGGCGUUACUCAACACAUCCUCCACCGGGAUCAAGGUGGGCGCCACUCCUUGGCGGCCUGGGCGUCGGCGUCGCACUCACAUAUACGGCGAUCAGUCUCGCAACGGCUGAGGACAAGCAUGAGCAUCCUCAUCCCACCCCCAAACGAGGCGCAGAGCGUUUCGGCACACCAGAGGAUUAUCGGAAGGCGAUUGCGGAGAUCCGCGCCCUCCUCCCCCGGGACGACGUGAGUACGGAUGAGGAGGACCGCGAGGUACAUGCUGCCAAUGAGUGGUAUUAUGGCGCACAGCAGCUUCCGACUGCAGUCGCGUUCCCGCACACGACAGAGGACGUGCAGGCCAUCGUGCGUGUGUGUUCAAAGUAUCGAGUCCCAAUAAUCCCAUAUGGGAGUGGAACGAGUCUGGAGGGCCACUUCUCCGCACCGUAUGGCGGCGUGUGCGUCAACCUCGGACGGCAUAUGGAUAAGAUUGUUGCAAUCCACCCGAUGGACGGAGAUGCUGUUGUCCAGGCUGGUAUUGGGUACGAGACGCUUAAUAAGGCGCUCGCGGACCAGGGACUCAACCUCUUCUUCCCGCUGGACCCGGGGCCAAACGCCAGCGUCGCGGGGAUGCUUAGCACGGGGUGCUCAGGACCUAACGCUUUGCGUUAUGGGUCUGCUCGUGCCGAGUGGUUCAUCAAUGUCACGGCCGUCCUGCCUGAUGGCAGUAUCGUCAAGACACGCCAGCGAGCCAAGAAGUCGUCCACAGGACCAGAUAUGACCAAGCUCUUCAUAGGUGCUGAGGGAACACUCGGUAUCGUCACAGAGGUUACACUCCGCCUCACGCCAAAGCAGCCGACCCGCGUUGCAGUUGUUUCUUUCCCAUCCGUCACCGACGCCGUCAAGGCUGUUGUUGAUGUUGUUAACCAGGGCGUCAACAUCCAGUGCGCCGAGCUGCUCGACUCUCUUUUCGUCCAGGCUGCCAACCACUUGGGCAUUGUGCCGAACCCUCUUCCCGAGAAGGACACUCUUUUCUUCAAGCUCCUGGGCACAGAUGCUAUGAUGGACGAGAGCGAGCGCCUGCUGCGCGAGAUUGCCCAGAAGCAUAGGAGCAUCGAGAUGCGGAUGGCGCACAAUGAUCAAGAGAGCGACGCGUUGUGGGCGGCCAGGAAGGGCGCACUGUACGCUGCGCUCGCUCACAGCGGCUACGAGACACCGAUGCUGUAUGGAAAUGACGCCUGCGUCCCACUCUCAGCACUGCCCCAGUAUGUGGCAGAAUGCCAGAAGGAAAUGAGGGACAAGGGGAUCUACGGGCCGAUUGUUGCUCAUAUCGCCGACGGAACAGUGCACAGCACAGUCAUCAUGCGUGAUCGCUCAGAGAUCCCCAUGGUGGACGAGCUUAUCAGGGGCUUUGUCAAGAAGGCGAUUGCUCUCGACGGCACUUGUUCUGGUGAACAUGGUGUUGGUGCGACGAAGAAGAAAUACCUCCCCAGCGAGCUUGGUGACGGGACCUGUCGCAUGAUGAGGACGAUCAAGGACUCUCUCGACCCGCUGGGCAUCAUGAACCCGGGCAAGCUGUACCCCGAUGAGCCCGAUGCGCCUGGCCAGGACGCCAAAUACGCGCCGCCACCACCUGCAUGCUGCACGUAG